Molecule: messenger RNA, 1803 nt
Organism: Pelodiscus sinensis (Chinese soft-shelled turtle)
Lineage: Eukaryota; Metazoa; Chordata; Testudines; Trionychidae
Source: RefSeq, a predicted model, not a curated record
GUAUUGUCUAGGAGUAUGUGUCUCUCUCUCCUUGCAUAUCUGCGGCAGAGGGUAAACAGGCCCAUAAGCCUCCCUAGCACCCAUUCUCUGGGAAGCUGCGAAAGGACACAUUCACAGGUAUUUUGUAGCCCUGAGCUCUCCCUUGGCUUGGAGCAAAACAGAGUCUUCCCAGAGAGAUUGUCUUCUUUGCUUUCAUCUAGCGCUCUUCUAUGCACGGCUCUCAAAGGAGGUAGGUUGACAGCACAGUGGAGCGUGGAGGAUGAGGAGGAGGCAGCGAGAGAGCGGCGUAGAAGGGAACGGGAAAAACAGCUGCGGUCCCAGGCAGAAGAUGGCUUGAACAAUGCCAACUCCUCCUCAGAGAGCGGGAUGCCAGCACAGGAAAAUGAGUUUGAAUUUAAGCCCUCCGGACCUUCCGAAAUGGAAGAGGAUGAGGGGUUCAGCGACUGGUCCCAGAAGCUCGAGCAGCGCAAACAGAAGUGGGCCAGCGAGGGAGCACAAGCAGGGGAGCGAACGUCCCCCCAGGAAUGGAGAGAGGCCCAGGAAGUUGUGCCUACUUGCAGAGGAGAAAGGUCCCUUCCCUUCUCUAUCUCCAGGUCUCCAAGACACUCUAACGAGGAAGAGGACAGUGGUUUGAGGGAAGCAGAAGUCAAGCUGGAGCAGGUCCAGCUGAAUCAGGAGGGGCCGGAGGAGAUUCCUGAGGAGAAUGAAGAGCUGAGGCAGGAGCAGCUGGAGACAGAGGAAAGUCCUCUACUUCUUGUGGAAGAAAGCAUUGAAAAGCAGCAGCAGCAGGAGGAGGAGGAGGAGGAGGAUGACGACAAAGCUGGGCAGGAGGAGAAGAAGAGGAGGAGGAAUGAGGAGGAGGAGACAACACCAGAAAAACGCCAGAAAGCCCCGAGCACCUCUAGCUUGGAAGGGGACGAGGAUGAACCACGUGAUGGCCAGUCCCCAGUGAGUUCCUCAACGGUAGAAUUCCUCCUUCCUCCUUCCUCCAGCAACAGCGUGAAGAAGUCUCAGCCACCACUUCCCGUUUCCAAGAUUGAUGACAGACUGGAGCAGUACACUCAUGCUAUUGAGACAUCCGGGAAGGCUCAGAAACUCGUCCGCCAGUCUUCCCUUGAACUUGCCACCACAAGCAUGGUGGUAGCCAGCACAAAAAGCCUCUGGGAGACAGGAGAGGUUGCAACUCAGUCCUCUAAGUCCCCAUCCUGCAAGGAUAUCGUGGCAGGAGACAUUGUGAGUAAGCGAAGCCUGUGGGAACAGAAAGGGGGCACAAAAACUGAAGCCAACGCCAAGACUACCCCUUCUGGCAAGAAGUACAAGUUUGUGCCGACCGGGCAUGGCCAGUACAAAAAGGUGCCAAUAGAUGAUGCAACGGAGCAAUAGUGUGUGUGGAGUACCAAUCAAUCAGCUGAGCUUGGUCCUGGCUAGAUGCAACCCUGUACUCAACGCUGAUGUUUCCUCUACUCUGCGGGAGACCACCGAUGGAUAUUUCUCCCAGUCCUUGGCAGGCAACUUCACUGUGCUCUGGAACAGCCUAGCUGUAUCCUCAAAUGGGAGCAUCCCCCCCACACUGCUUUCAUGUGGAUGAAAGGAACACGAUCAGCUGGCUCUUUCCUCAUUUUAACUUUCUUAAAUGACUUUGCUCUUUUGUAUGUGGCUCCUCUGAGCCCUUCUGUGUCCGGCUGGAGAUGGGAGACAGUUACUUUUGGUCCUCUCUGAUCUCUUGAAUGUACGAAGAGAAGGAUCUGCCAACUUGCCUAACCCAGCAGGGGGCAGAAGGGGUCUCAACCAAUGAGAAACCUC